UAGGGAGUUUAGAGGAGUUUGAGUUAGAUAACCGAUACACAACUCCUAUAGCUAGUGAUUUGAUUGCUUAAAGGUAUAUAGUGUCCCCAUAUUUUAUCAAAAAUCUUGGAAUAGUUUAUUUUGCUAUCGUUGACGGCUAGCAGGAAACAACCCUUUCGUAUAGCGCAGAUGUACAACUUACUAUCAAAACAGCAAACGCUAAACGAAUGGUGUGCUUACAUUUUUCUCAGCGCAAAAGAGCGUGGUUUGGAUCAAAGUGAGACACUGCUACACUGGAAAACAAAAGGGCCUCAGCAUCAAAACGUUGCGAACCCAUUUGAAAUAGGGUGUGACCAAGCAACGCUUUUACUACAAUUCCAUUCCUUUAUUAAAUGCAGAAAUAUCAUAUCAAACUUUUACUGUUUGCUUAUUUGAUAGGCUUCUGUUUAAACUAAAGUUUCCGAUGUAAGAUCUUGAUGAACGAAGCAAAAGGUUGACUCAAAUGACUCAAAUGGCGGACUCAAAUGGCGGAGCUAAAAUAAACUUGCAUGAGUUCUCUUUUGAUUAAGUGAAAAAAAAGUGCUGAUUUUCUACUCGAUAAAGAAUGGCGUGAGAGAAUCUCGUUUGGGUGAAAAUCAUCCAUUUUUUGGUCAAACUCUGAUCUAUCGAAGCUCAUAAUUAUCUUACACGUCUCUUAAGAGACAUAAUUAUGUCUUUUUGUUACUCGUUUUAGAAUUUUCAUAAAUACGAAUCAAACAAUGCUCGACUGACUCUUAUAUUCGGUAAUUGAUAUGAAAAAUGAGUGACGAUGGAAAAGAAAAGCCUCAGCAAUUAGCUACAUCUUCGCCAUGUCCGUUGAUUGAAACGAAAAUAUUUUAUUAUAUCGAUGAUCAAGAGCCACCUUAUCUAACAAAAUUAUGUCAACAACAUCCAGUUAAACUAAAAGAUUUUAAGAAUGCUCUCGAUCGAAAUUGUUCAAACCAUAAAUUUUUCUUCAUGGCGUCUGAUAAUACAAUUGGAAAAGUGAAAGAAGAAAUAAUAAACGAUGAUCAAAUAUUACCUUAUGCAGAUAAUAGUACCGAUCGAAUAUUGGCCUAUCUCGUGUCUAUCGAAGGGAGUACAACAUCGGGAGACGAUCGUUCUUCUAAAGUGUCAAAAUGGAAGAAAGCAGAUGAACUCAAAACACAAGUUGCACCAAUGAUGGCUUGGUUUCUGCCACCUCCAAUGUAUUCAGGAGGGUAUUUUCCUCUUUUUUCCAAUAAGGGUCCAAGAGGAAUGAUGCCAAGGGUGUCUCCGUUUCUGCCACCUCCGCCACCUAUAACUGGAUUUCAACAAAGUGGAUCAUCGUCAACCAGCAGUUCGCUCAGAAGAAAAGGAAGUGUUCAAUCCAGACUUCGUGAGCAAGUUAUGGAACGGGAUGAGGAUGUAUCAUAA
Didymodactylos carnosus is the source of this 1413-nucleotide messenger RNA. NCBI's taxonomy places the organism in Eukaryota, Metazoa, Rotifera, Eurotatoria, Philodinida, Philodinidae. The record is from the annotation of a GenBank genome assembly.